This is a messenger RNA of Parastagonospora nodorum SN15, 495 nucleotides long. RefSeq lists its product as hypothetical. Bases 1 to 495 code for a protein of 164 amino acids. Lineage: Eukaryota; Fungi; Ascomycota; Dothideomycetes; Pleosporales; Phaeosphaeriaceae. The transcript has 2 exons. The record is from RefSeq and is a predicted model, not a curated record.
AUGACGGUCUACUACAUUCCGCCCUACGACGGCGUCAGUAAGGUGACUGCAUUCAAGCCAGGCUUCCGCAUGCUCGCCGGCAAAUCCGCACUUCGCAACACGACCGGCGAGUCUUUUGGCAUAUGCCACCGCUGCGUCAACAAAGACUCCGUCCCAUUUGGUGGCGCACCCUGUAUAGACGAUGACACUACAUUCCUGCCAACACGAAUGUGCGAGGGCGGUAUCCGCACGCAAGUCACUUUCCCCACAUGCUGGGACGGCGUCAACCUCGAUUCACCUGAUCACCAAAGCCACGUAGCUUACGCUGAGAUCCCAUAUGAGCCGUAUGCACCACCGGCGGGUUCACAGAAUCGAGGAAGAUGUCCAGCAAGCCAUCCAGUCCAUCUGCCACAGAUCAUGUAUGAAGUCAUGUUCGAUACUACACCGUACAACAAGGCGGAACUCUGGGGUGCAAACGGAACUCAGCCUUUUGUAUACGCUAUGGGUGAUGCGUGA